CACAGAUUUACAGCAUUCAUAACUAAGCUGACCCAAUUGUAGUCUUUCCCGGUCUAAGAUCGCCUGAGCCGAUCAUUCUGAUCGGAGUAUAGUAUUCAUUCAGUCGAAACUCUUUUUCUUUUUGUUCCUCUCCAUCGCGACUGAGUUGAAUCGCUGAAUUUCGGAAUAGGAAGAUGGAUGAAGAACUUCUGGAAUUGCAGAGGCAGUUCGAGUUCGCUCAACAAGCGAAAUCCACCGUCCGUUUAUCCGACCGCAACGUCGUCGAAUUGGUUCAGAAGCUUCAGCAGCUCCAAAUCCUCGACUUCGACCUCCUCCACACCGUUUCCGGCAAAGAGUUCAUCACUCCUGAACACUUGAGGAAUGAAAUAGCUGGAGAAAUUAAGAGAUUGGGGCGCGUUUCGUUGAUAGACUUAGCGGACACUACCGGAAUGGACUUGUUCCAUGUAGAGAAACAAUCACAGCAUGUAGUUUCGAGUGACUCAUCACUGAUGUUGAUCAAUGGUGAAAUAAUCUCAAAUUCUUAUUGGGACACUGUUGCUGAGGAAAUUAAUGAAAGGCUGCAGGAGUGCAGCCAAAUUGCCAUUGCUGAAAUAGCGGCGCAAUUACAAGUUGGCUCGGAACUAGUAGUGUCCAUUAUUGAGCCUCGACUUGGGACUCUGGUAAAAGGUAGGCUUGAAGGUGGCCAGUUGUAUACACCAGCAUAUGUUGCACGGGUGAAUGCUAUGGUCCGUGGUGCUGCAAGGGGUAUUUUUGUUCCAAUGAACUUGUCGGCUUUGUGGAACUCACUGCAAAGUUUACUGCAAGAAAUGGAUGGAGCGGGUGGUGUAGCUGUUGAAAGCUCAUUCUUCCAAUCGUUAUUUAAUGGGCUAGUUAAAGAAGGACAGAUCCUUGGCGCUCUCCGUGCUGGUGUUCAUUGGACACCUUCUGUAUUUGCCAUGGCUCAAAAGGAGUGUGUUGACUCUUUCUUUUCACAGAAUUCAUUUAUUAGUUAUGAAGCCUUACAGAAACUUGGAAUCCCACAACCUAUUCAGUUCCUGCAGUCCAGAUAUCCAGAAGGUACUUCUUUAGCUACGAUAUUUGCUCACCCAUCAAUAAUAGAGAUGUUGGAUGCUGCUGUAGAGGACACCGUGGAGCGUGGCAGCUGGAUUGAUUCACUCUCAGUGUUGCCAGCAUCCUUUGGUUCCCAGGAUGCAUCCAAGAUCCUAUCCCUCUGUCCAUCUGUUCAAACUGCCCUAAAGUCCAAUAAAGCACUUAUAUUGGGGGAGUCGUAUGUGUUCAGCAAUGGCUUUGUGAAGGAUCUGUUUGACAGUAUAGAAAAGGAGUUGGAAACCUUAAAUCUUUCUAUGCUAGCUAGUUCUGGUACACAUGAUGAGCUACAUGCCAGUAAGGGUACUACCAGUAGUUUGGCUGAUUCCAAUGAGACUGGCCAUGAUGGUGGUGGUAAUAAACAAGCCAUGGAGAAAGGAUCCAAGAAGAAAAAAGGAAAAUCUGCUGGAAAUACUCGUGCAGGGGCUGCUGAAGCUGGCUCGGAUAACCUGGAUUCUGCACCAUCUAAAUCCAAGAAAAACCAAAAGAAAGGCAAAGGUUCUUCUACCUCACAGGAGGUAUCCUCAAAAGUAAAUGCUAAAAAGGAAGAGGAUCCUUCUUACCUUAUUUCAGAAGAAUGGAUUACUCAAAAGAUUGUUUCUCUAAAUCCUGACUUUGAGGAACAAGAUGAUCCUGAGACACUUCUUGAGCCUUUAGCACACCAUUUAAGACCUCUGCUCGUUAAUUCAUGGAAGGAAAGAAGAAAGGCUGCAUUUACUGAAAAUGCACAGAAAAUGAAAAAGUUACUUGAUAACUUGCAACGGAAACUUGAUGAGUCAUUUUUGAAUAUGCAGCUUUACGAAAAAGCAUUGGAUCUGUUUGAAGACGACCAAUCAACCUCAAUUCUUCUCCACAAACAUUUGUUGCGAACUACAGGAACCUUUAUGGUGGAUACUUUGCUUCUUAACCUGGAUGUGCACAAUAAAUUGAAAAAUGGAAUUGAAGUUGAUGAGUCUCAAAAUCGUGAACCUGCUUCACUUAACUCUGGGGAUAGAAAUGCUCUUGCCAAGAGUCUCCCAGGACCACUGUCUGUCAAGGCAACUGCCCUACUUGAAGCUUUGGAAGGGAAGCGGGUGGAAAUGUUCAUGACUGCACUAAGAGCUCUGGCAGAGGAAAGCGGAUUAAUUCUGAAGAAGCUGGAUAAGAAAUUGGAGAGGACCCUUCUGCAUUCAUAUCGCAAGGAUCUGACAACUCAAGUUUCUGCUGAAACUGAUGCAGUUUCACUUUUACCAAAAGUUGUUUCUCUACUUUAUGUACAGGUUCAUGGAAAAGCACUUCAGGCUCCUGGCAGGGCCAUUUCUGCUGCUGUCUCUGGUUUAAAGGAUAAGCUGGAUGAUUCCGCAUUCAAGACCCUGACAGAUUACCAGAGCACAACAGUGAGCCUUUUGUCACUAAUGUCUGCUGCAACUGGUGAUGAAGAAGAUUGCUCGUCGGAUAGAAUCCAAACCAAAAGGGAGGUUCUGGAGGGUUUGAUGCCUGCAUUGAAAGGCUUAGUGUUGAGUAGUCAACAGUCUUGAUGUGUUGUAGAAAUAGUUUUACUAACUCCAGUUUGAAGCAAAAGGAACUUGUGUUUCCUUCUGCGGAAAAUGUGACAACCCGAUAGAUUUCUUGUUCACAAAUUUAUGAACUAUGGAUGAUAACUGAAAUUAUAGAACCAUACAAUACGGUUUUUUUUUUU
This is a messenger RNA of Ipomoea nil (Japanese morning glory), 2764 nucleotides long. RefSeq names its product E3 UFM1-protein ligase 1 homolog. The transcript has 20 exons. Gene Ontology annotation, cellular component: endoplasmic reticulum membrane. Gene Ontology annotation, biological process: regulation of proteasomal ubiquitin-dependent protein catabolic process; response to endoplasmic reticulum stress; protein K69-linked ufmylation. NCBI's taxonomy places the organism in Eukaryota, Viridiplantae, Streptophyta, Magnoliopsida, Solanales, Convolvulaceae. The record is from RefSeq and is a predicted model, not a curated record. Gene Ontology annotation, molecular function: UFM1 ligase activity. The coding region runs from base 174 to 2603 and encodes 809 amino acids.